AUGUCACCAUUUAUGUUUGCAAUUGCCAUGGAAUACUUGAGUAGGCUACUUAGAGGAUUGAAGCAAGUCAAGGAGUAUAAAUUUCAUCCAAGAUGCAGCAAGCUGAACAUAACUCACCUCAGCUUUGCAGAUGAUCUUCUUAUGUUUGCCAGAGGUGACAAUAGCUCAAUUCAAGCUUUGCAAGAUUGCUUCAAAAAAUUUUCUGCUGCCUCUGGUUUACAAGCCAAUCUCACUAAGAGUGUCGUUCAUUUUGGUGGAGUGACACAGAUAGAACAGAUGAAGAUACUACAAAAUGCAGGAUAUUCAUUAGGUGAACUACCUUUUAAAUAUUUGGGGAUGCCUUUGGAUACAAAGAAGAUAACUGUUUUGCAAUGGCAACCUCCGUUUGAGAAAAUAGUAGCAAGAGUAACUUCUUGGACUGCUCGAAAGUUGUCUUAUGCUGGUACAGUACAAUUAGUACAGGCAAUUAUUAUUGGUAUUCAAUCCUAUUGGGCUCAACUGUUCAUCAUGCCAGCAAAGUGA
Messenger RNA from Nicotiana attenuata, 522 nucleotides. RefSeq lists its product as uncharacterized. Bases 1 to 522 code for a protein of 173 amino acids. NCBI's taxonomy places the organism in Eukaryota, Viridiplantae, Streptophyta, Magnoliopsida, Solanales, Solanaceae. The record is from RefSeq and is a predicted model, not a curated record. The transcript has a single exon.